Messenger RNA from Cylindrotheca closterium, 1437 nucleotides. NCBI's taxonomy places the organism in Eukaryota, Bacillariophyta, Bacillariophyceae, Bacillariales, Bacillariaceae. The record is from the annotation of a GenBank genome assembly.
AUGCAGGCGAGUGUAAUGUACCGUUUCCAAGGUAAUGAGGGAGAAGAAAUACCGCCAAGCGUUCAAGCACUGACCUUCAAUCCUGGCAUUCAGGAAUUGCACAACGAAUUGUGCUUCCAUCGUGAGUUCUUGAGGGAAGUAUCGUUCCCCGAAGGACUAAUCAAGAUUGGAAAUGAGGUUUUUGCUUACUGCAAGAGCUUGUUGGUGAUAAAUGUUUGCAGCACAGUGCAAUCCAUCGGAGAAAAAGCAUUUAUUUACUGUGAACUCUUGACGACAGUGGUGUUUGAAGAGUCUUUGUCAUCGCCCCAUCGGCUAAAGACAAUUGACGGUUGGGCUUUCUAUGGCUGUCGUUCGCUGGAACGACUCAAGAUUCCAUCGUCUGUGAACAUGAUUGGCGAUCGUGCCUUUCAGAACUGCGACGCCUUGGUCGAAGCAAUUCUAUCCAAUGCUGCCAUCACGGAGGUUCCCGAUAUGGGGUUCGCCAGUUGUUCUUCCUUACAAACUGUGAGCCUGCCAAAGACAAUAGAGCGUAUCGGUAUCGGUUCGUUCGGUGACUGCCAUUCUUUGGUUACCGUGAUGCUUCCCCUGGAUUUCCAGCCAAUCAAGCUUACAACCAGAUCCUUCGGUCGCUGCAAAUCUCUGGUGAACCUUGUGCUUCCGCAAGGGUCCACGGCCGAAUCAAAACCGUUUCUGCACUCGUUUCAGAAAUGUCCACUAUUGCAAGAUCGCUUCGGUGAAGAAGCAGAUAUUAUUGCCGCCGGUUUGGUACGCCGGUUCGAAAGGUUCCCCAUGCACAAACUGUGCUAUGACCAUUCCUCGACCACUGCCCAGAUGCUUCGACUGGCGUACAGCAUGGAGGACCACGGAGCGCUCGUGGAUCAAUUUGGAAUGACUCCCAUGCACGUCCUCUUUUCCACAACAAUCAAUCCAAGUCAAGAUCUGCUCCAAGCCCUUCUCGAAACGUUCCCAAGCCAUAUUCUAAACUUGGAAGAUGCCAAUGACAAACGACCAUGGGACUACCUAAUGGCCAACUGGAAUGAAACAAAUAAAUCGCUGCUUCAGAUGAUUCUUUCAACAUGGGUACUAGAUCCACUGAAUCGUUGGGAUACUCCUGCAUCUUGGAUGGGAGCCAUGCAAAGUAGAAUUCAAACGAUACUGCUUGCCGAAGCCGACACGGAACAGAGGAUAACUUUUUGCACGGAAACGUAUGAAAUCUUCAAACAGCUGGAAACAAUGGAAGCGACGUCGAUAUUGGAGAUGGCAUUAUGGAAAGGAAAACUAAAGUCUGGUUGGAGCAGCAAUGAUGAUGAUAAUGCCACCAAGAGACAGGCUCUAGAUCGAGAAGGGUGCCGAGUUGCCUGUGGGUCUAAUUUUGUAAUUCCAAAGGUAGUGCAGUUCUUGGACAUUUCUUCUGAAUAUGUUCUCCAAAGAAACUGA